AUGAAAAGCAUUACACUAAUUGCUUUAUUCCUUGCCUGUGCUUAUGCAAAUACCUGUGGAGGAAAUUGCCCAUCAAAUGACUGCACAAGCUGCUUGUGUGGAACUACAAAGGACGUUGUAAGUAUUGCUUCUUGGUGCUCUCAAUAUUCAGGAUGGAGCCAAACAUGCUGCCAAUGCAUUGCCUCUCAUGAAAGUGGUGGGAAUGCUAAUGCACAAAACCAUAACACUAAUGGGUCAAAUGACAUUGGCUUAUGGCAAAUUAACUCAGCAAACUGGGAUUCAUGCAGUGGAGGUUCUGCACCUUGUAACCCAUCAACAAACCUUGCUUGCGCUAAAAAGGUAUGGGGUUGGGGAGGCAAUACUUGGAAAUUAUGGUCAACUUGUUCUGGAUGCAAUUGUUGCAGCAAGGCUGAAGAGGACGAAUUCCUAAGACUUGAAGCUGAAGAAAGGUUAAGAGCCCAAAGCCAAGAGCAGUCAGUUUCUCAUAAAAUCGAUUCGGAAAACAAUGAGCUUAACUCUGGAAGUCAAUUAUAA
Blepharisma stoltei is the source of this 534-nucleotide messenger RNA. The record is from the annotation of a GenBank genome assembly. NCBI's taxonomy places the organism in Eukaryota, Ciliophora, Heterotrichea, Heterotrichida, Blepharismidae.